AUGCCAUCAAUGUUCUCACUGGUGUAUUGCUUACCAUGCUAAACUGUUUACCCUAUCUAAUAAUAUUGCAUAGAAAAUUUACAAUUGAACAUUCAAAUGUGUCAGUCAUAUCCAAAUCAUUAUCUCAGGUAUAAGCAAACUUAAAUUAAGUCUGCCACAAAGUUGGUGAAUUGUUAUUUCCUGUAUUUCAAUUGGUUUUUUUACUUACCUCAGAUGCAUUACAUAGGUUGGAAUUUUUUAAGUCAGAGCGACCUACUUCUCGUUGUGCUUUCAGUGAUAAUACUCUGCAUUUCCACAGGAUCAUUGCUCAUUUCAAACAUCUACUUCAUCAAUUUUGAAUUCAACGAAUAGUCAUUAAGAAAGCAUUUUACCUACUAUAAUUGUUUCGCACAAUUGUUGAUUAUCCCCAUGGCUAUUUUAAAUCAAAGUGCUGAUUCAUUGUACUAACUGGUUGGCAGAAUACUUCACAGCAUUAUUCUAUUUGUCUUGAUUUAUGAGGCCUAUGUCGAACUACCAUUUGGGUAAUUGUAAUUGAAUAAACUUUAGAUUCUCAAAAUACUCAACCAUCUACAAUAGAUUAUUAAUUAUGCAUAUAUUACUAUUUAUAUUCACAACUAUCUUGUAUUCGAACCCCGAUCAAGCUUAUAGUUCAUUGGCUUUAAUGCUAAUCCUCCAACCAGUCUCCUAGCAUCUCUUUUAAACGUUAAUACAACACAAAAGAUUAAAGACCUACCAUAAUACCUUAAAUUAAUAUUACGAAUUGCUAAUCAUAGAAGAUUUCUUUGAUUUAAUCUAGGCUGCCUAGAAGAGCAAGAAAAGAAUCAUCGAGUUAAUCUAGAAAUUUAGUUUGCACUUGAAUCGUUGCCAGUCAGUUAAAUGCUAAUGCAAGAAGAUAGGAGCCGGAGGAGUGUUGAAAUAGGAAGAUGCCGUCAUUCUAACAUCCUGUUUAUUUAGAAUUGGUUUUGAAAAACACAGGAAUGAUUCCAAGAACCUUGAAAUUUAUAGUCUUAAAUUCCUUACAUUCAUCAACAAAUACAGAAACAAUGCUCCAAAGAGUUAUUAAGAGUUGAAGAUCCUCUUUUAAAAAAAGCGAGAAUAUUCAUUUUAUUUUAUUUAAAUUUCCCUCUUAUUAUAAUUCAUCUUACAAGCUCAGAUGCAAAAGGACGAAGAUUAUAAUAUCAACAAGGAUACUCGUGUAUCUAAUGUGAAAUUAUAAGUGAGCAAGAGCGAAAGAAGUAUUGUAUAAACAUUAUACUAAAUGGAAUAAAUUAAGUAGAAUUUACUCCCCUUAUUAAUGUAGCUAAGCUAAUUUAAGAUUCAAUUUUGGAAGCAAUAUUUGUCUGGUAAAUUUUAGAACUUCUCUGAAAUUGAAACUGAGGUUAAAUAGUUGCAACUUUUGAAAAACUAAAUCUUAAAUCAAAUUAAAAUUUAUCAAUCAAUAUUUUAUACUCAUGGUCGCACAUUUAAUGUUCAGUUCCUUAAAUAUAGCGCAUUGAUUGAUUUACUCUUAUUUAACAAUGUUAGGAGAUAUUUUGAAUUAGAAAGAGGUAAAAUAUAUAAUAAUUAUUGAUAGAAAGAAGGGAAAUUUUAUAGUUGGAAAAAAGCAUGAAUUCUUUUGAAAUAACUAACAUUAACUUUUUUAAAGGGGAAGCCAUCUCUGUAAAAGUUUGCAUCGCCUCAGGUCCAAAUAUUGGGAAAGUUCUAAAUGAAGUUAUUUCACCUUUGAUCCCGAGAUUUUUUGGGUUCCAUCAUUUCGAUAAUCCGUUAGAAGCAUUCCUUGAUUUUACAAAAGGAAAUAUUAAUACUCUGAUGCCGUCCUGGUUAGAACCCGUUCAUGAUGAGAUUAUGUAAAAUUACAUUAGAAGAGGAGGCACUGCUAGGAUAGGUAAGUACUUUUAAACUUUUGCAAAAAUAUAUGAUAAAACAUUGAUAAGAUGUUAAGUCUAUCUAGCCCAUAAUUUUAGUUAAAACUUAAAUGACGAUUUUACUAUGAUUGGUUGUUUGAAAUCCUUGGAAGAAGAACAACCCAAAAUCAAACCUGGGAAAGAGCCUAAGAAAAUAAAAGAUCUUGCUUUUAAAGGGGCGUAACAUAUUUUAUUUGAUGUUAAUGGAAAUAUUUUAGGAAUAACUUAAGGGUUAUUUAAAAUGAUUGAUCGAUUACAAAGGACUAAAAGUGCACCACACUUUGAAUCUUUGAAGCACAACAGUCAUGAGAAAAGUAAGUCUGAGAACUCAUCAUUUGAGAGUGAGAGCUUUGAUGUUUACUAAUAAUAAUGGUCAAACUAACUGUUAAAAAUAGAUGAGUUUUAUUAAAAAGUGUUAAUUUGGAUUUUGUUACCAUUUGUAUCGAGGGAGAUUGAAUCCACUGGAAUUGAAUAUUUGAUGGAUGGAGAAACUCCACCUAAGAAUAGAUACCCAAAUUUAGUAGAUCUGGAAACUAGUAAUAGCAUUGUAAGCAAUAAAGAAACUUAUUUAUUUAUUCCUGAGGAUAUUAAUUUGUUUGUAUCUUAAUAUGAAAAAGUGUUACAAAAAAUAAUGGAUGAUGUACGUGUUCAAUCGAAUAAUUUCUCUUCAGGGAGUCAAUACAAAGGGAUAAAAAGUGAUUACUAAGAAAGUGAAAGUUUUAGUGCUCAACAAAGUGUUACAAUAUACAAUGAAAAAUUGUGUAGUUUUUUCUUUGAUUAACAUCUGAAAAGCCAUCAAGCCUUGUAAUUUGGUACUACUAGGUAAUCAGAGAUGCAAAAGACUUCAGUAAAACCAUCUUCAUAAUCAUAAGUGUCAUUAUAAAGUGAAGAUAAUAGUGAAUAACUUAAAACAAGAGCUGAAAAGAUCUAUUAGGAUAAGUACACUAAAUACAUUGAAAAAAUUUCUCUUUAAGAUUUCAAUCCAGUUCCUGUUUUCUAUUCAGUCAAUUAUGAAGAAUACAGGUAUAAAAAGAAUGACAUCGAACAAAAACAACAAUUUUUUGUAGUUGAAUUAGUUGUUAAUGAAUAAUAAUUAUUAAAUACUAUGGGUUAUAAAAGAUAGGUUAGGGAAACUAUUAAAUAGGCUUGUUUAAAUUUUCAAUCUAAAAGACUCUUAAUUGAACAAUAAAUAUAAACUGAAGAUUCUAAUAGUGUUCAAGGUAAUAUUAGCGAAUAAAGAAGUGACCACGAUGGAGAGAUUGUUAAUUACAUGUUCCCCACUCAUCCAUCUCACUAUUAUGAGGAUCUAUACUUUCAUUCUCCUAAACAGGAUUAAGUUCCUAAUCAAUUUAAUUAGAAUGAUCAAAAAUACUUAUUUAGUAGUCGGAGUGAUGAAAAUGAACACUAGAAUAAAUAAAGUGUAAACACAUAGGAAUCACUCAUGAAAGGAUCUUUGCAUUUAAAAUUUCCAGAAAGGAAUCUGGCUUUGAAAACCAUGAACAAAUUUAUCGAAAAGAAAAGAUAACAAGAUUUCUUUAAUGAGACUGAUUCUAAAUUAGCAAUUGAUAGUAGAGCUUCUUAAUAAUAAAUUCAAGAAGAACAUUAAGUCAAAUAUUCUGAAAAUCUUAAAAUCUUUGAUUAGAAUUAUAAAUCAAUACAUUCUAAAUUGUAAGAAUUCAAUAAUCCUACCUCUUUUAAAAUCUAAAAAUAUCUAUUAUAUUUUGUGCUUUUUUUGAUAGUUGGAUACAUCAUCCUAUUAACCAUAGCAGUAUUUCAACAAUACAAUUUUAAUGAUUGCUUUGAUCUAAUUGAAUUAAUGUUAUCUACCCAAUAAAGUUAUUCUUAAAUUACUCAUGGCCUCUAUCAUUUAGAAUUAGCAGAUUAAUUUAAAUCCUUCGAUAAGAAUUUGAAGGAAUUCUAUUCUACUUAAAUUGAUAGUAAUCUUUAAAACUUAAUCAAUUUAUAAAGUGAACAAUUAAUUGAUAUCAAUUAAGUUAAUUUUAGUGUGAAUUAAUUUUAUAAUAUCGAAUACUAAGUGAUUCUUAAUCCUACGCUAUAAGAAACUAUUUAGAUGAGUCUAGCGUAAUUUUAUAAAAUAAAAAACAACACAUUGAAUUCAUAAGUUACACUCAUUUCAACUGCUAAUUUAAAGGAAAUAGGAUAGUUACCUAAAUUGGCAUAUGAUAAUUGUUAUGAUGAAAAAGUCUAGAAUGAAGAAGAAGUCCAAUCAUUAUUAACAAUUUAUAUGUUAAUUAUUUUCUUUUUGGUGAUGUUGCUGUAGUUUUUGUAAGUGCCAUUGAUAUAGAAACUUAAGAAUGAUCAUAGAAGAUUAUACAAAAUUGUGAUUAAAUUGUAAGUGUAUGAAGUAUAAGAUGAAAUUGAGACUUACGAGCAUAUACUUUCAAUCUUUAAAAAGUCAUUAUAUGAAUGGAUGCUGAUUGAUUUUGUAUAAGAAACUCGAAUGUUCGAGAAUAGUAUUGAGAAUAUCUAGAUGUAAACUCAAUAAUUAACUGAAUAAAGUUAAAAUCUCUUGCUUAAUACUAGUAAUAAAAAAAAUAAGUAUAAAUUAUUAGAGAAAUUAAAAAAAAAACGCAUUAAUUAGUUUAAGUAUAUCAUAAUAUUAAUGAUUGGAUUAAUAGUAAUACUAGCUUAUUUUUUAAUCAUUUUCUUUGUAAUUUUUAUACUAUCGCAAUAAUUAUUUGCGAAUGCAAACUUUCUAUUUAACUUUAAAUUGAUCCAAUCCUCUUUUAUCAAUAUCAUCAGCAAUAUUGAUUUAGUGUGCUAUAAUACGUAUGAUCAAUAACGUUUCAUAAAUCUAAUGGGCUAAGAGGAGUUUAUUAAUUAUUCAUCCACAUUAAAAAGUGAUUAAUAGGAUUAGUACAUAGAAUUCAAUAAUAAUUUCGCUUCUAUUGUGAGUGAUGAAUAAUUAAAAUAUAAUUUGCAAUAGAUAAAUGAGAAUAAUAUAUGCCUAGACUAGGUUGGAAUUGCUUGUAAUGAAACUUCAGCCUAUAUACUCAAUCCCAAUAUAUUCUAAUAUUAUUAACACGGAAUGAAGUACUUAAUUACAUAAAUUGAUAAAUUAAUUCAAUCCUAACCGCAUUUCUUCUACGAUAAUUAUAAUAACAAUACUUUUCAAUAAGUGUAAGACUUCCUAUCAAGUAAUGAUCAUAUCAUAUACAUUGAUUAUGGAAGUGAGGUCUUAACUAAAGCAUAUGCAAAAUUAGUUGACACUGCACGUUAAGAAUUUGAUUAAGCACUAAAAAUCUAUAAACAAACCCUAAUGAUAUUCAUAUUAAGCGUAGGAAUGCUUGGUUUGUUGAUUAUUUUAAUGUUGGGUAAAUUGCUGUUGAAUAUGCAAUAGGAUUCCAUUCGUACUUGCCAAUCAUCACUUCUUCUCAUUUCUCCUAAAAGAUAUUUGAAUCAAAAUAUAGCAUAAUUAACAUAGAAAAAAAGAUGA
Paramecium octaurelia is the source of this 5361-nucleotide messenger RNA. The record is from the annotation of a GenBank genome assembly. Lineage: Eukaryota; Ciliophora; Oligohymenophorea; Peniculida; Parameciidae.